Asparagus officinalis (garden asparagus) is the source of this 2432-nucleotide messenger RNA. Its product is annotated as protein WVD2-like 7. The transcript is spliced from 10 exons. NCBI's taxonomy places the organism in Eukaryota, Viridiplantae, Streptophyta, Magnoliopsida, Asparagales, Asparagaceae. Bases 294 to 2033 code for a protein of 579 amino acids. The record is from RefSeq and is a predicted model, not a curated record.
CUCUAAGUACUCUUUUCUUAUCUUGUGAAGAACGGUGCUCUGUACUCUCUCUCUCUCUCUCUCUACCCCCUCACUGAGAUCGCGAUCGAGAGUCGGAAGAUUCGCGUGCUUCGCUGAUCCGGAGGGAGUUUCAGUGGAAUAUUUGAAGAGAUCGAGUGGAAAUCUAUCGAUCGAGCUCGGUUUCAUUCGAUAUGGUGAAGAUUUUAGUGGAACUACGUGGUCGUUGUCUUGCUGGGGCUAGGGUUUGUAAUUCGAUAUGUUGUAGAUGCAUGUGAAGCUUUUCUUGGGAUGCUAUGGCAGGAGAAACUGAGGAUUGCAUUAGCUUUCAGGCUGAUCGAUUGCCCACCGGUUCCAUAUCAUUUGGACGAUUUGAACUAGAAUCCUUGUCCUGGGAAAGAAGAUCGUCUUUCUCCCACAACAGAUACCUUGAGGAGGUUGAGAAAUACUCUACUCCCGGUUCAGUUACUCAGAAGAGAGCUAUCCUAGAAGCCCAUUUCAAGAAGAAGCCUCUUCUUCCUCAGGCUUCAUUGGAGAAUCAAUUUACAGCUGAGUGCCAGACUGCUGGAAAUGACCUUGAUCACCACACAGGAUGCUCUGAUGAAUUUGAAGAUCAUGGUGAUGAUGAAAGAAGACCUGAAUUCAUUUGGUAUGAUGACACACCAUCUGGCUCAGAUGGACAUGACAUGAUGGAGUGUGAACUGCAAGAAACUUGGCCGUCUGAAAUUUCAGCAGAGUCCGUGCCUUAUAAUGUUGAGAGAGCUGUAGACCGUACUUGUGAACUAUCAGAUCAUGAUGAAGUUAUUCACAAUCAAUGGGUACAUGAGCCUGUGAUGUCAAAUAAGGACGACUUACACAUAGUUUCUGAACAGGAGCCUGACAAUAAGGCUGUGAUUAUGGAGGAACUACUUGAAAAGAAGGAAGCUGUGGAAGAACAGGUAGAAAAGAAGGAAGCUACAAUUGUGGAGGAAUUGAAGAGUGAUGUCUCAUCUAAUAGGCCUGUUGUUGAGAAGAAGAAAUCACCUACCUUGAAUAAGAGAGCUCAAAGAGCUCCACUCAAGGGUAAAGAGGCUGUUGACCAGAAAACUGCAAAAACAAAACAGAUUAAUAAGUUGCCUGUUCAACAAAAUAUGAGAAAGCCAUCAACUGAAAGAAGUUAUGUGUCUUCUGGGAAGGCUCUCUCCAGAUCUACUGGAAAUCUAGAAACUGAAACCACUCGGAGAACAAAGUCAGUGAAGCAGUCAACAUUAAGGGCUCCAACACCAAAGUCUCCUGACCCGAAAACAUCAAAAGAGCCAUCUAUAAAUACGAAAGCCAAAGUAAGUCGAGGAAAUCCAAGGUCUGACGUGAACACUGAGAAAGACUUAAGAAUAAAGAAGAGUACCAUUAUGCCUCAUUCAGUUUCUGGAAAAAGUGAAAUGGAUGUACGCCGACCUGUGAGCAGGUCUAAGCGUGUUCCUGAUUCUGCUAAGGAAGAAACAAAGCAAAAUGGUGUAAUCUUUAGUUUAAAAAGUGAUGAAAGGGCUGAAAAAAGAAAAGAGUAUUACAUGAAGUUGGAGGAGAAGCUUCAUGCAAAGGAGGCUGAAAUGAGUGAGAUUCAAGCUAGAACACAGGAACAGACAGAAGCAGCUAUAAAGCAGUUUCGGAGAACCCUUAAUUUCAAAGCAACCCCUAUGCCUUCUUUUUACCAUGAAGCAACGUCAAUAGCUUCUGAAGGGAAAAAGAAGGUAACGACGAAACCUCAAAAAUUGCAAAGCAAAAGUGCAAAUCUUGGGAUCCGAACCUCUCAUAGAGAAAAAUCACCCUCUCUUCCGAAAGCUUCGGAUCAGGAAAGCCCAUCCAGUGAUGAACCAAAUCAGGCAUCCGGGUCAGCUAAGCCUACCAAUGAAAGGGAAAAAGACGUGAAAAACAAACCGGUAAGAAGCGCUAACGGACAGAGAAGAGAAGUUGUUGAUCAUGUGAAAAGAAGUAACGUGGGGGAUGUGAUCAAGCGUGGCAUUGUUGGUGGAAAGGUUGCCGUCCGUGUCGCCUCUUAAGUCAUUUUCGCUUAUGUUCUAAUUUAAUUCAUUCGUUCAUACUAUCGAAAUUAGAGAAAUUUAGUGGAAUUUGGUCGAUAUUGCAGCCUUCUCAUCGGUAAUUUUCUAGAUCCCUCAGAAUUUCAAGGUUCCUUAAAAAAUUGUCAAUUCCCUCUCUGGUAUCAGGAUCUGAGAGCUGAGGAAAUAGGCAUCAAGCUCAAGCCAAAAAAGACUAGUCGAUCUCGUAUUUUUAUGUAAUGGACUGUAUGCUAGUGAAGUAAAUUGUCACUUGUGGUGUCUCCUUUCUGUUGCAAAACCAAAUGUUGUAUCAAUGAUGCCCAUGUUUAUGUUAAGUUAUAUAUGUAGCAGUUCGAAUGUGUUGCUCAUAUUUAAAUUAGUUAUGGAUGCAAGUUUUGUUUA